Annulohypoxylon truncatum is the source of this 2348-nucleotide messenger RNA. RefSeq lists its product as uncharacterized. The coding region runs from base 186 to 2081 and encodes 631 amino acids. NCBI's taxonomy places the organism in Eukaryota, Fungi, Ascomycota, Sordariomycetes, Xylariales, Hypoxylaceae. The record is from RefSeq and is a predicted model, not a curated record. Gene Ontology annotation, biological process: electron transport chain. The transcript has 2 exons. Gene Ontology annotation, cellular component: mitochondrial inner membrane. Gene Ontology annotation, molecular function: iron-sulfur cluster binding; electron-transferring-flavoprotein dehydrogenase activity.
GGUCUAACUAACCGCUAACCAUUUUCCGGGUUCGAGAACCACGAAUCACGAAUUCGCCAUUGAUAACCGACUUCGAGUCAAUUCCCAAUAUCCAUGGCGUCUAGAAUACGGUGAAGAAUCUUCCUGUCAAUUAAGAACUCUUCAUCUCUCCGGAAUAGACAGCCUGGUUAGAGAGAAGCUUUACAAUGUCGGCGUCGGUACCACUUCGUACCUUCGCGCAGCGCAGGGUCUCGUUAAUUCGGCCAAAAGUCCCAAAGAGCGCGCGAAUAGCUUCAUAUUCUUCCUUAAUAUCUACAAACCGACCAAGAUGUACUGCUACGACGUUCUCCCCGCUCGCCUGCUCGACCCUUCGCACCUUCAGCACAACGCGUCCGAGGUACUUCGCUACGGCUGACGAUAGCUUCGACCCCAAGACUGCUGAGCGGGAAAGUGACCAAGUUGAUGUAUGCAUUAUUGGCGGAGGCCCUGCUGGUCUGAGCGCAGCAAUACGUUUGAAGCAACUUGCGAAUGAGAAUGGUAAUGAGGAUUUCAGGGUCCUAUUGCUGGAGAAAGCAGGCGAAAUCGGCGCACAUAUUUUGUCCGGGGCCGUCAUAAAUCCGGUUGCGGUUAAGGAACUGUUUCCCGACUGGCUUGACGAAGCGAAUGAGAAUCGAUUCGAACAUGCGACCCCGGCGGCGGGAGAUAAGAUGAAGUUUUUGACUAAGAGCAGUGCGAUACCUCUGCCAGCCCCACCGCAGAUGCACAACCAUGGCAAUUAUAUCGUCAGUUUAAACCAAUUCACGAAGUGGCUGGGGGAGCGCGCGGAGGAGCUUGGCGUGGAAGUAUACCCCGGGUUCGCUGCGUCCGAGGUGCUUUAUAAGCCUGACGGGUCGGUUCUCGGUGUUGCGACAAAUGAUCUUGGCAUAGGGCGAGAUGGGAAGCCGAAGGAUAGCUUCGAAAGAGGCAUGGAGUUUCACGCCCGAGUUACACUAUUUGCUGAAGGAUGCCACGGCAGCUUGACUAAGCAGGUUAUCAAGAAGUUCGACCUGAGAAGGGAUAGCCAACACCAAACCUACGGUCUAGGGGUAAAGGAGGUUUGGGAGAUCCAACCAGAAAAGUUCCGAAAAGGCGAAAUCGUCCAUUCUAUGGGUUACCCCCUAUCCCUUGACACGUACGGCGGUGGAUUCCUAUAUCACUUCGGAGAUAACCUCGUCAGUCUUGGGCUUGUUGUGGCCCUGGAUUACAAGAAUCCGUGGUUAUCGCCAUAUGGAGAGUUUCAGAAGAUGAAGCAGCACCCGCUCUAUAAAUCUAUAUUGGAAGGUGGCAAAUGCAUUUCUUAUGGGGCAAGGGCUCUCAGUGAAGGUGGUUUCCAGUCGAUCCCCAAGGUUGCUUUUCCCGGCGGUGCAUUGAUUGGUGAUUCUGCUGGCUUCGUCAACGUCCCGCAGGUCAAAGGCACCCAUAACGCUAUGAGAACGGGUAUGCUGGCCGCCGAGUCUGCUUGGACUGCGUUGGCGGAAGGUAACGAAGAGACUGUCUUUUUGUACAACUACGAAGAUUCACUCCGGAAAUCCAGUGUCUGGAAGGAGCUGAAGGAGGUUCGAAACAUGCGUCCCUCAUUCCAAACUCCGUUAGGAACUCUCGGUGGUGUCAUGUACUCCGGCCUAGAGGCGUUCAUCCUUAAGGGCCGUGUUCCCUGGACCCUGAAGCACAGGCAUACCGACCACGGUUCUACCAAGAGCGCCGACUCGUACCCUAAGAUCGAAUAUCCGAAGCCAGAUGGGAAGAUCUCUUUUGACAUCUUGACAAGUGUCUCCAGGACCGGGACGAAUCACGAGGAAGACCAACCUGUUCAUCUCCAAGUUAAGAACUGGGAUGCUCACACCCAAGAAACAUGGCCUAAAUACCAAGGUCUAGAGAAUCGAUUCUGUCCUGCUGGCGUUUAUGAAUAUGUCGAAGAUGAAUCGAAGCCACUUGGUGUGAGAUUCCAGAUUAAUUCCCAAAACUGCAUCCACUGCAAGACAUGCGAUAUCAAGGCACCCCAUCAGGACAUUAACUGGGCUGUGCCACAAGGUGGCGAAGGUCCUAAAUACUACAUGACGUAAGAAAAAAGAAAGAUUGCAUGAGGUCCUCGCAAGAAUGACUUCGAGCGUUUGGGUGAGGCCUGGCCUGAAUUUCUGGAUGGAUGGGGCGUACGAUUCAUGGAUCACGGCGGUAUGGUCGAAUUCAACUUCCCGGUGUAUCAACAGUGUUCAAAUCUAAGGGCGGGGGAACAUACAUAUUAAACUAGACGAGGACACCCGAUAUAAAGAUACCAUAUAUGGAGAAUCAAAAGUCUUUUAUAUAACUAUUGAUAUUAUUGGAUACACCUA